AUGGGACCAAUUGCUUUGUGCAUAGGAGCUCUGGUUAUUAUAAGCAUUACACAAUGGGUUUACCGCUGGAGGAAUCCGUUAUGCAAUGGAAAACUCCCUCCAGGUUCAAUGGGCUUGCCUCUCCUCGGCGAGACUCUUCAGUUCUUUGCACCCAACACUUCCUCAGAUAUUCCUCCCUUCAUUAAAAAGAGGAUGGAAAGAUAUGGGCCAAUAUUCCGAACCAGUUUGGUCGGACAACCAGUAAUUGUAUCCACAGACUCGGAUCUUAAUAACUUCAUUUUUCAAAAAGAGGGACAACUGUUCCAGAGCUGGUAUCCAGAUACCUUCAUGGAGAUCUUGGGACGACAAAGUGUGAGUUCCUUGCAUGGGUUUAUGUUUAAAUACCUCAAGAGCAUGGUGCUGAAUCUAUUUGGUCAAGAAAGACUGAAAAAGAUGAUUCCUGAAGUUGAACAGACAGUAUGUAGAAACUUAAGGACGUGGUCGAGUCAGCACACAGUUGAAUUGAAGGAUGCAACUGCAAGUAUGAUAUUGGAUCUGACUGCAAAGAAACUCAUCAGUUAUGAUUCAGAGAAGUCAUCAGAAAUUCUGUGGAAGAACUUUGUUGCUUUCAUGCAGGGAUUAAUCUCCUUCCCUUUAAAUAUUCCUGGAACUGCUUACCACAAAUGUCUACAGGGAAGGAAGAAGGCAAUGAGGAUGCUGAAGAACAUGCUUGAGGAGAGACGAGCAAAUCCUAGGAAGCAACAAAGUGAUUUGUUUGAUUAUGUCCUUGUAGAGCUUGUGAAAGAUAAUACAAUCCUUACAGAAGCAAUUGCUCUGGAUUUAAUGUUUGUGCUACUAUUUGUGAGCUUUGAGACAACUUCCCUAGCUCUAACUUUAGCCACCAAAUUUCUUUUGGACCAUCCUUUGGUGUUGAAGGAAGUAGCAGAAGAACACGAGGCAAUUCUAAGAAGACGGGAAAAUCCGGACUCUGGACUUACAUGGGAAGAAUACAAAUCAAUGACAUUUACAUUUCAGGAAGAACACGAGGCAAUUCUAAGAAGACGGGAAAAUCCGGACUCUGGACUUACAUGGGAAGAAUACAAAUCAAUGACAUUUAAAUUUCAGUUUAUCAAUGAAACAAUCAGGCUGGCCAAUAUCGCUCCAUUGAUUUUCAGAAAAUUGCUAAAAGAAAUAAAGUUUAAGGGCUAUACCAUUCCAGCUGAUUGGGCGGUUAUGGUCUGUCCUCCAGCUGUACCCUUAAACCCUGACAAAUACAAGGAUCCCCUUGACUUCAAUCCAUGGAGAUGGAAAGUGAGUAGAGUACGUAUGAAAAAUGAUGGCACACGGGAAAUGGAACUGAAUAUUGUAUCUAAACAAUUCAUGGCUUUUGGAGGGGGGAUGAGAUUUUGUGUGGGAGCAGAUUUUGCUAAGGUGCGAAUGGCUGUAUUUCUCCACUGUUUGGUUACAAAGUACAGGUGGCAAGCAAUUAGGGGAGGAGACAUUGUCCGGACUCCCGGUUUACAAUUUCCAAAUGGCUUUCAUGUUCAGAUCUCUGAGAAAAAUAAGCAACAGGAAACAGCAUCCAACUCUAUUUUAUCAAACCUGGAUUAUGCACAGCUCUGCAUUAUGGGACAUCAGCUCAGCCUUCUUCCACUGCCAAUGCCAUUGUUUGGGAUGUUCUUCAUCAUUUAA
Cornus florida is the source of this 1671-nucleotide messenger RNA. RefSeq names its product cytochrome P450 87A3-like. Bases 1 to 1671 code for a protein of 556 amino acids. Gene Ontology annotation, molecular function: monooxygenase activity; iron ion binding; heme binding. Gene Ontology annotation, biological process: sterol metabolic process. The record is from RefSeq and is a predicted model, not a curated record. NCBI's taxonomy places the organism in Eukaryota, Viridiplantae, Streptophyta, Magnoliopsida, Cornales, Cornaceae. The transcript has 11 exons.